CUCGUUGCUCAAUAUUCGCUUACAGACGUUGGCUGUUGUGAAAACGAUGUUGUCUUCGUAUCACGCAUUUGUCGACUUGGAAGAUAGAUACAUCUGCUACCGAUCGAUCUAGUAGCUUGCGAAGCGAUAAAUUUUGUUGUUUGCUCUAUAACAUGUAUAUGUAGCCAUAUUACAUCUUAUAGCCAUAGCCGACGUCUUUGAGAUUGAAAUUGGUUUUGCGUAGGCUUCGAGAGCAUAUCCAUGUUUAUAGAAAUCAAGUCCGAUUCAUACUCAUUUUUCCUGAUCAACGUUUCUUGGGGUAGACUGUGACCUCAAAUAGCCUUCCGGAGGUUUUCUUCACCGUGAAGCUUAACGAUAAAAACGGCCAUAAAUGGGGUCUUUUCUCACUUUACAUUUCUGAACUGUCAUUUGUUUCCUCUUAAGAAGCUGCUUGUUGCUUUUACGAUGAUGAUACUCUCACAUACAUAGAUGCGUUCUGACCUACUGAGGACGUCUAUAUCUCUGCUCUCACAAGCUCGACACCUCAUGCGUCCUCCCAGAAAUCUGCCUUUUCGUGGCAUUUACAGGACGGAAGGUGAAAAAGUUCGCAAAGAUGACAUACUGGUCUGUCAAGCAAAAUUAAACUAUCACCCUGGAUUAAAUGUAUAUUUUGAAAAUGAUAGGUCAGAAAAGCUGUUGCGAUCUGCUUGUGAUGGAAUUGUCCGGAUCACCACAGAAGUCGUCGAUCCCGACAUGACCAAUCCAGAAAUCCUUGCCAUGGAGAAGAACAAGGAAGGUCCGAAUUUGAAACGAGAUAUAAGUAGGAUAUUAGAACUUAUGGAGCACGUUCAAAAAACGGGCGAAGUGUCGUCUCCCAAACUUGCCGCCCUCCAAGCAGUACUUCAGUCUGAAUUUUUCAAUGCUGUUCGGGAGGUGUAUGAGACCGUGUACGAUAUUGUUGAUAUCGAUGGAUCACCUGAGGUGCGAGCAUCAGCAACAGCAAAAGCUACGGUUGCCGCAUUUGCUGCAGCCGAGGGACAUGCGCAUCCACGAGUUGUAGAACUUCCAAAAACGGACCAAGGAUUGGGAUUUAACGUGAUGGGUGGAAAAGAACAGAACUCACCUAUCUACAUAUCGAGAAUUAUACCCGGUGGAGUAGCAGAUCGGCACGGUGGAUUGAGACGCGGUGAUCAGCUGAUUGCCGUCAACGGAGUGAAUGUUGAAAGCGAAUGUCACGAGCGAGCAGUGGAUUUGCUGAAGUCUGCUCAAGGUACAGUACGCCUUGUAGUUCGCUACACUCCUCGUCUGCUUGAUGAAAUGGAAAGAAGAUUCGAGCGGCAACGACGGCGCUUAAACCAACCGAGUCCUGGGCCUCCACUUCCACCUGCCAGGCGCUGA
Cylicocyclus nassatus is the source of this 1377-nucleotide messenger RNA. The record is from the annotation of a GenBank genome assembly. Lineage: Eukaryota; Metazoa; Nematoda; Chromadorea; Rhabditida; Strongylidae.